Messenger RNA from Dujonia railenensis, 642 nucleotides. The record is from the annotation of a GenBank genome assembly. NCBI's taxonomy places the organism in Eukaryota, Fungi, Ascomycota, Pichiomycetes, Serinales, Debaryomycetaceae.
AUGUCUUCUGAAAACCUUAUAGUUCUCCCACAGACCAAGCAACUCAUUGGGUUGUACUCGAUCAUUCGUGAUAACGCUACCAAGAGAGGAGACUUUGUGUUCUACUCAGACAGAAUCAUCAGAUUACUCGUAGAGGAGGGAUUGAACCAAUUACCAGUGGAAGAUGCCGUUGUCAAGUGCUAUGGAGACCACGAAUACAAGGGAUCCAAGUUCCUUGGUAAGAUCUGUGGGGUAUCCAUUGUUAGAGCUGGUGAAUCUAUGGAGCAAGGUUUGAGAGACUGUUGUAGAUCAGUCAGAAUCGGGAAGAUCUUGAUUCAAAGGGAUGAAGAGACAGCGUUACCCAAGCUUUUCUAUGAGAAAUUACCAGAAGAUAUCCACGAACGUUACGUCUUUCUCCUCGAUCCAAUGUUGGCUACUGGUGGUAGUGCCAUGAUGGCUGUGGAAGUGUUGUUGAGCAGAGGAGUCAAGAUGGACAGAAUCUUCUUCUUGAACUUGUUGGCGGCCCCAGAAGGAAUUGAGACGUUCCAAGCUAAGUACCCGCAAGUCAAGAUCAUUACCGGUGGAAUCGACGAGAGAUUGGACGAGCACAAGUAUAUAGUACCGGGUUUAGGUGACUUUGGUGACAGAUACUACUGCAUUUAG